Messenger RNA from Trematomus bernacchii (emerald rockcod), 823 nucleotides. RefSeq names its product scavenger receptor cysteine-rich type 1 protein M160-like. Gene Ontology annotation, cellular component: membrane. The coding region runs from base 59 to 823 and encodes 254 amino acids. The transcript has 4 exons. The record is from RefSeq and is a predicted model, not a curated record. Lineage: Eukaryota; Metazoa; Chordata; Actinopteri; Perciformes; Nototheniidae.
CGGCUGUGGGGCUCCUUCAGUCCUCCAGGUGGCGCUCUAUGGAGAAGGGGAGGCUCCAAUGGGGACCAAAGAGUUCCAGUGUGGAGGCCAUGAGUCUGCUCUCCUGGACUGUAGCUCAGCCUCAGAGAGAAACACCUGCUCACCUGGCACAGCUGUUAGCCUCACCUGCUCAGAGCCGGUCAGACUGGUGGGAGGAGAGAGUCGCUGUGAAGGAGACCUGGAGGUGAAACAUCAGGGAGAAUGGAGACCAGUGGUGAGCUCUUCUUCUCCCUGGACCCUGAAGGAAGCAGCAGUCGCCUGCAAAGAGCUCGACUGUGGCUCUGCUUUUCCUGUGGGAGGGAGAAAGGAGUCCUCAGAGAGAGAUGUGUGGGGGAUCAGCUCUGACUGUCUUCAGUCUGGAUCUCUGACGGAGUGCGCAGAAUCAGAUUCCUCUCCCUACGUCGUGCGUCUAAACUGUGCAGACCUGCUGCUUCAGCCCAGCAUCUCUGUGUCCUCCUCCAUGUACGGGGUCUCCGGGGCCCAGCAGCAGGGGUUCCAGGUGUUCAGAGGCUUCAGCAUCAGUUGCUCCAUCCAGCCUCAGUACCCAGGAGGCUCUUUCCUGCUCAGGUCCUCCACUCACAACUACACCCAGCCAGCUGUCAAUCACAGCGCCCACUUCCUGUUCCCGGCUGCAGAGCCCGCCCACCAGGGAAACUACAGCUGUAUUUAUCACGUGUUGGUUCGCUCUCAUAGCUUGUCCUCUGAGAGCCGUCUGCUGUCUGUCACUGUCUCAGGUGAGCUCAGUGUUCACAGGAAGAGGAUCAUGUCUGUGUCUCACCUGUAA